Messenger RNA from Bufo bufo (common toad), 2640 nucleotides. Its product is annotated as KIAA1328 ortholog. The coding region runs from base 10 to 1695 and encodes 561 amino acids. The record is from RefSeq and is a predicted model, not a curated record. NCBI's taxonomy places the organism in Eukaryota, Metazoa, Chordata, Amphibia, Anura, Bufonidae. The transcript has 11 exons.
UGUUUGAAGAUGGCGGAUGUUGCUGCGGAAGGAGCUGCGGCGUAUUGGAGUCUGGACGAUUCGGAUCAGGAGCAGCAAAUGGUGUACGUCCCAGGACUCUGUAGAGAAGGAAACUGCAGACCAGUUGCCAAGGCUAAAAGUUUAAAGACAGCUGCUUCAAAGUCGGGGAACUCGCGCCCUAACUGUUCUGCAGGGAUGGAUUUGUUAUCAGACUGGGGGCAAAAUCAUUGUGAGCAACAGGUGGUUCAGCCAGAAGCUGGGAUAAGAAGUGCAUCUUUGAAGGAUUUGUGCCCAGAAGACAAGAGACGAAUUGCAAAUCUAAUCAAAGAGCUUGCGAGGGUGAGUGAGGAGAAGGAGGUGACGGAAGAGCGUUUAAAGACCGAGCACGAGUCGUUCGAGAAGAAGAUUCGCCAUUUGGAACAGCAGAACAACCUGAUUGCUACAGAGAGGGAAGCUCUGCAACAACAGUACCGGGAGUGCCAGGAGCUGCUGAGCCUGUACCAGAAGUACCUGUCCGAGCAGCAGGAGAAGCUGAACCUGUCCGUGUCACCCCAGCAGGUCCCUAAAACCCAAAGACCCACAGCAAGUGAGCUCAACGGUUCCUAUCUCGGCCAGCACAACAACAAACCCAGUAGUGAAAGUGGCAGCUUACACCCUAUUGUACAUGAUACCAAGCCAUUGUGCAGAAGUGACCCCGCACCCAGAAACGGUUAUCAGUGCCUCCCCAAUAGAUGCUCUUCCGAAAACCAUCUUCAGAAUAAAUGCUCUGGUGCACGGCUACCUGACAUGCAUUGCACAGACUACUCUUGCAGCCAUUACUGCGGCAGUGCCUUAAAGCAACCGGUAUCCCAUUGCUGCUUACAUGAUACCAUAGAAAGAAUCCCCGCUGAUUUGUCAGUAGUACGACCUCUAGAAAACUGCUCAGUCUCCAGAUGCUCCACCAUGUCUGGCAUAAUCAAUGGUGAGCGAGCAAAAGUGAAGGAUUCAGACAAAGGCAUUUCAGAACAGCGAAAGCAGGAGCUGUUGCUGCAGAAGCUGGAGGUGGAGAUCGAGAAGGAGCGGCUGCAGCAGCUUUUGGCACAGCAGGAGAUCAAACUGCUGGAGAAGCAGCAACAAUUACAGCAAGCUCGGUUGGAUGCCACCAGAACUCUGCCAAAUCCUGAAAGUCGGAGCAGAGAGACGGUAGUUAUGUCCACACCUUUACCUGGAGCAGUCAACUUAGUGAAUGGCUCCCGAUACAGCCCAGUGAUCCCGACCCCUGCAUCCAGUAAGGGCAGGAGAAAACCACUCAGUCCCAGCCAAAACGAGUCCGAAGGAAGAGCUUCCAGAUUAGAUGUCGAGGGGCAGAGAAAUGGAUUGUGUGCCCCGCAGCCGUCCACUGUCAUUAGAGGAUCUACAAAGGAUGCCGCUACAUCUCCUGCGGUGAAAAGUCCCAGGGUAGAGGUGAAAAACCAAGGGCCAUCCCUGGAGCACAGAGAGCUGUACAGGUACGAGACCUCUCUCCUCGACAUGCUGGAAGCCAUCAGCCCCAUUUCUGCAGAGAGACAACGACCUCAGACCUAUGAUUUCAGUAUCCUAAGCCCGACCCCCCGCAGCAGGUCCAAGUCCUUCCAGCCAGCUGUCAGGAGACGUGAGCCCCCCCGUGUGGAUCCAGAAGAGCGAGAGAUGCUGGAGGAGAUCUUCUUCAUCUGCUGACGCUCUGCAGAACAUAGACCUUUAAUGCUGCAAUCACUGCGGGGUAAUCAUUGUGCCGGCAGCAUCAUGAACUUCUCCAGAGAGGCUACAAGUGACCAACGUGCACGUUCUGAGUGUUUUUUGCAUCACUUUAAGAGGGUUUGUAUAAAGCAGCAGUAAGGAGCUACAUUUCCAGUGGUGCCUUAUAGCUCCCCAAACCCUGCCAGAACAAUGAAAUGCUGUGGAGCGUUGCACUGUUUUUUUUGUUGUUUUUUUUUUUGCCUUUCUUUUUUUAAAUAAUUUAUUGAGCAGAUUUUUGUGUGAACACAUUCAUACUUUCGGCUGUAAUUUGCCACUAGGCUCCAUUUCAAUAUGAGCCACAGAUGAGCUUUCAAUAAGCAGGAUCAUCAUGCCCAUUAACCCAAGAUCAAUAUGUAAGCCGCCCGGACCCUGCGGCACUACAUGGCAUUAAAACAUGCCUAUUGUUUUAUGAGCCUUAGCCUGUAUGCCGUUAAUGGAUUCCCCCUUUUUUUGCACUUUUAUUUUCUUGCUUUUAUAUACCUGCAGGUUCUGUCAUUCUUCUGACUUUAGGAUGUUGAACAGCAUAUCUGACAAUAUGGGGUAUAAACACUACCUAAACAUGAGUCACUUUACAUAUAAAUUGUAUUACUCAUCCUGUACGGAUCCUGAGUUACAUCCUGUAUUAUACUCCAGAGCUGCACUCACUGUUCUGGUGGAGUCACUGUGCACAUACAUUGCAUUACUUAUCCUGUACUGAUCCUGAGUUACCUCCUGUAUUAUACUCCAGAGCUGCACUCACUAUUCUGCUGGUGGAAUCAGUGUACAAAGGUUACUACAUACAUAAAUUACUUAUCCUGUAUUACAUCAUGAAUUAUACUCCAGAGCUACACUCGCUGUUCUGCUGGUGGAGUCACUGUGUACAUACAUUACAUUACUUAUCCUGUA